AUGGCGACCUCUCGACGGGCUCCCACCGCCGGAGUUGCGCUCGUUGGGUUCAUUUCAUUGCUCGCAGCGGUGAGAGCCGUCGAUUUCAACUAUCCGGCCGUGUUUAAUUUCGGGGACUCGAACUCCGACACCGGCGGGCUCGUCGCUGCCCUUGGUGAGGGUCUGGAGCUGCCGAAUGGGAUGACGCACUUCCUCGCUCCCUCGGGAAGGUUUUGCGACGGGCGGUUAAUCAUCGAUUUCCUUGGUAAUCUCUCACACUGCUAUGGUAAUCUCUCACACGGGCGGUUAAAAGUGUAUCACUACUUCUUCAUCCACUUGCUCCUUCGUGGGAGUGUAGCUGCGCUCCUCGAUAUCUGGAGAUUACUGUUGUUUCUCUACUUUAUUGUUGUUUGUUUUCCAGUUUCCUGUUUAGAGGCCAACUGUGGAAUAAUGCUUUUUCUACAAUAAGAAAUGCCUUUUCAUGUAUAGCUUUAUUGCACUUAAAAUGGGAUGCAAUCCUCUGUUACCAAUGUGGCUUGUAUCCCCUGGCAUGUCUCUACGCUAUGGUGAAAGCGAAGAGACAAAUUGGACGAGAGGUCUAUGUGUGACUGUUGUGUAACAUAACUAGGAGAAGAUCCAUCCUCAUUGUUGCAGCUGAGGACUUGCACAGUUCUCACUUCGUUUCUUUCCUUCAAUUACAGUAGUUGAUGCUUAAUGGAAGAAUGAGAUUCUAAAAAUUUACCUCCAUUUGUUUUUGGGCAGUGAUCUUAAAGGAGGAACACAGGGUGAAUAUUUUCACGACUUAGAGUAGUCUUUUUCUCGUAUAUUGGAAAGGAAUAUUCUGAUUUGCGGCAUUUUAUAUAACUUUAAUAGUGUGAUUGAUGUUUCCUUAUUUGCCAUGGGAAAACUUCAAGAACACAAUGGAUUGAGUGGGUGGCCCAGCAUGUCGAACUCCUCCUGAGUAAUGUUCCAAAAUCUGUUGUCACUAAGAUAGAAAUGCAAAAGAAAAUCUGCUACUUUGAGCAGUUUAUAAAUGAUAAACAACAUCUUGGUCACUAAACUCUUCUGAUGCCUGCUACAGUAGCUGUUUAAAUUAGCUUGGAUGCAAUAAACCUUGUUUAAUUAUCUUGAUAAAGAAAAUGUUGAUGGUUUUCUGCUACGUGCAAUGUUUCUUAUUUCUUCUGCAGUUAUCCUCAUAUCACCAUUCGUUUCAUUGGUUAUCCUAAGAGGAUUCCUCAUCAAAGGGCCUUGUGCUAUUGUUCUAUGCAAAAUGUAUCCUAUUGCUGUUUAUGGUUGAAUUAUGGGACACACAUGUUAAUUAAUAUGAAGCAAUGAUUGUCCUUUGCAGUGGAUGCGAUAGACCUACCCCUUCUUAAUCCGUAUUUGGACUCUGUUGGGGCUCCAAUUUUUCGGAGAGGAUGCAAUUUUGCUGCAGCAGGGUCCACUAUUCUUCCUGCAACAGCAACAUCUGUCAGUCCAUUCUCCUUUGGGAUCCAGGUGGCUCAGUUUUCUCGCUUCAAAGCUAGGGUUCUUCAGCUACAAGCUAAAGGUAAAUCCACUUUCCUUGCUUUGGAGACAAUCUGUUAUCCGUGGUUUAUGAUAAAUUUUUCAACGUUUUAGUGAUUAGAUAAUUGACUAUAUAGAUUCGUAUUGAUGUGAGACUUCUCUUGUGUAGAGAGACUCAUUGUUUUUAACCAUGUUGAUAACAUAAGUGGUAGAAAAAAAACAUAUCACGUUAGCCAUUAUUCAUCAUUAAUGCUCAAAUAAUAUUUUACCCCACUUGUCCUAUCUUUUCUGGGGACUGGUCUUUUCCAUGUAUAUAUUAGCAGUAAAAAUAAAUGGUUGUGAAGCAAAUGUACGUGCUUUUUCAAUUUCUACGUCUUACCCCUACACAACUAGGUGCUGCACCAAAAAGUGCACGACAUUGUUGUAAAGAAUGUUCUGAACGAGCGCAUAUUCAUGUCCUUAGCAAAAAUGUGUCAACUUCCCCUUCACUCUUGUCUACUGCCUGCUUUUUCUAUCGCCAGUAUUGUGGCAGUCAGGCGUAGUUGAUUGUCUAUUUUAUUACUCUCAUUCUUGCCUCAAACAUUGCUAUCAACUGUUUCAUUAGGAAACGAAUACAUAAAAGUUUCUGGUUUGCUCUAUCUCCUUGAAAUUUUCUCUAUAUCUUAAAUCACACAUCCCGCGGCCUAUCAUCACUGAUUUUUGCAACAGUCGCAUUAAGAUGCUGAACUACUCUAUUGAAGGACUGAACUUGCUGAUUAGACGUCCAUUAUCUGUGUUCUCUGCAUAAAGGCCCUUAUCAUUUUGCCCAUAGAAAUCGGAGGACUGGGUGUAUGUAUCCAAGAGAACAUCCAUCAGUGAACCUGACGUCAAUGACCUAUUUAGUGUGGUGUACAAUUUUUUUUUAAAUGAACAGUUCUUAUUGAAGUCCAAAGUUUUUUAGACUUUCCUGUGGAGUAGUUUACUUGAGCUAUAUUUUUUAUUCAUUUGACAAGAAUGAUCAUGAUCAAUGCUUUAACAAAAUCUAAAUUUUCCUGAAGCUGGAAAAAAUGGAAUAAACUAGAUAUUAUUACGGAUGGGCAAUGAGAUGGUGGAAAUAAAACAGUGACUUUUCACUCGGUAACACUAUAAUUACGUUUUUUAAACUGAAAAAAGUCAUUAUUUGAUUACUCCGGUUUUGACUGUUGUAAUAAAUGCAUGGCUGCUUGAGUUCGAGGUUGUUGGCUGAAAUCUGCCUUACCCCUGGAAUUAUUUAGCUUUGACCUCCAUUUUUCACGAACUUGAUAUGCCUCAAUUUUAGUGAAAUUAAAUUUGAUAUCACCGAGGUUCUGAAAUUUUGUGGAAAAAUCAUUUCAUGGAGACUGAGAAUUUGGUAGUACUCUGAAUGACACAAAUCUCUGGAAUUCUGACCACUCGACAAUUCCAUUGACCUUAGUGCUUCACAAGUAAAACAUAAACAUGUAUUAAAAUGUAUCCAUUUUUAAUGUGACACUGAUAUCAAUUUCAUAUUCCAGCGAAAUUGAUUGAACCAAGGAUAUUGUAGUGUAGACUGUUACCCUGCAACAUAGUCACUGUCCAGACAAGUCUACCUUAUUAUUCUUCGGGAGAAACAUACUCAUUAUCUCCUGCUCAUCUAUUGUAAAAUUCAAUAAGGUGAUAAAUAUAUUGGGGAAAGUCAUCAAGAACUAUACUAAUUUCAGUUAAAAUUUGCAGUAUCCUGUAAUGCAUCUGAUAGAGUCCCAGGGUAGUGGGCCGAGAUAGUGGUAGAAACGAGGGAGAAUGUCACAAUUAGGAAGGGAAAAUCAAAUUGAGAUAGAAAGAAAGGGGACAGAGAAGGGGUUUCUGGAGAAACCUUAGAUCAUGGUCGAGGGCAAGUUCGAGAGCACCCCAGCACUCUCAAAUGACUUCUUCUUUUAGUGCCGUCCCCCCCUCCCUCCCCCCGUUACGAUUCUUAACAGUAAUGAUUUUUAUUCAUUUUGUUAUUUGAUUGAAAAAUGAUCUUUUUUAUUCAGGUAAUAAAUGGAAAAAGUAUAUUCCUCACAAAAUGUAUUUUGGACAAGCACUGUACAUGUUGGACAUAGGGCAAAAUGAUCUUGCUGGUGCCUUUCAAUCUAAAUCAGAGGAUCAGGUUAUUGCCUCUAUACCAACGAUUCUGGUCGAGUUUGAAGCUGGACUCAAGGUUAGAUGGCAUUUUCCCAGAAUUAGGUACAUAGAUAUCUGAUAUAGAGAAUGAUUUCCUGUUGAUCUAUGCCCAUCGGAAUAUAUUUAAAAUAUCAAAUUCGGACCUGAUGGUACUGGUAAUCCUGAAUUGAUAUAGCUUUCUACAUUGAUAAAUUAUUGCUCUUCCCAGUUAAGUAUUGUUUCAUAUAUGAAAACCAGGUUAUCGAAACAGAUAAAUUCUUCAUUAGAAAACUAGGACACUAGAUUGCUAUGAAUUAUGAAGAUUCUGAGAUCAUUUAGCCCGCAUGAAUUAUGAAGUUUGAUUAUCAAACCCAGCGACUUUUGGUAAUGAAAAAGUAAGGGAGUGGGGGGAAGUUUCAGUUGAGACUAUCACCUAGGUGAUUGUGACACAAGAUUUGAUAAAAAAUAAGUUCCACAUCCCUAUACCCGACCCUAUCAUCCUUUUGAAGCUUGAACCUACUUGCUAUGGACUUGAUGUAGUAGAAAUGUUGACUUGAUGAUGAUUUGAGUAACUGGGUGCUGCUUGAGUUGGACAAAGUUGAAAUCUUGUCCAUAAAUCUAUAAAAGACAAUUUGUAUGAAGAUCCUUCAUCCUGAGUCCAAAAGAUGUAUAAACAUUGACCCUUGAGUCUGCAAGGGUUCUGAUCCUGAGUCCACGUGGUCAAAAUAAUUCUCUUGAAUCCACAAAAGAUGUUGGAACCUAUCAAUAGAGAAAUAUAAUCUCACUGGAGUUAAAUUUCGUGAGAUUGAUUAAAAUAAAUUGAAAUGUCUUUAGGGUUACAAAGGGACUUUUAAAUAGGCCCAAAAUCUUGCUAUAUCAAACCUAGAAAAGAUAGGGUUCUAUUAGAACAUCUCUAAGGAAAAGGGAUAUUUUGUUAGGACGCCCCUAAAGAAUAUGAACGCUCUUAACAUAAUAGGGGGAUUAUUUGAAAUAAAAAAAUGUGAGAAAUAAUAAAUGUAGAAAUUAAGAUUUUGACUUAUUUAAAAUGUGUCCAAAUCUUUUACUAGGCCAUUUGGAACUGAAUUUGGGCCAAAUUGUGUCCUCACGCAUCUUGGAGCCUCUAGUCCUCUUGAAUUGGGCUGAAAUUGAGCUUGUACUCCAUUUGGAGCCUGAAAUUAAUAUAUUUUCAGUUCCUUGGACACAUCCUGUUAGUUUUCUCCACCUAGGUUAAAACGUUUUUGUCCUUCUCUUGAUAGGAUUUCAUGGGUUACAUCAAGACUUGAUUAGGUCUUUACAAUCUUGGAUUAACUUUGAGGCCACAGGAUCUGGUUUAAAGGUUUGGAGUCUAUUUUGUUGUCACUUCACUUGAUUUUUAGGACCAGCCUUAAAAAAAAUAUGAUCAGGGUCCGGGCAAGCUUUGGUUAAACAUCCAAUUGACAAUUCUCAGAGUGCAUGGAAUGGUCUUGCUCAACAUUCCUUGAUGUUUACUGGUUGUAGCUUUUAUGGCGCUAAUAGAAUAUGUCAUGUAUAGUCGUUUUGAGUUCAGUAACAUUCCUCAAUAAUGGGCUUUAGGUUGCAUACUAAUUUUUAAUUUAUUUUACAGAAGUUAUAUAAUGAAGGUGCAAGACGGUUUUGGAUUCAUAAUACCGGUCCCCUUGGGUGCUUACCUCAGAAUAUUGCUAGGUUUGGUAAAGAUCCUUCUCAGCUUGAUAAUCUUGGAUGUGUACUUUCUCACAAUCGUGCUGCAAGGCUGUUCAAUUUGCAGCUCCAUGCUCUUUGCGCAAAAUUACAGGGUGAACUUACAGAUGCACAUGUCAGCUACACCGACGUGUUUUCCAUAAAAUCAGAUCUCAUUGCCAACUUUUCUCAAUAUGGUAAGAAAAUAAACCAUUUUCAUUCUUUGCUCUCAUAUUUUGUUGGUUGUGUUGGCAGUCUGGUUUCUAGACGGCUUUUAAUUGUUCAUUGAUUGGAACUUAGCAGCUGUAUUUGUAUCUUAGCAUGGUUCUUCGUAACUGAACCAUCCUGUGCGCCUUUUAAUAAUUUUUUGCUUACCUCAUAACUUUUUUGGUGCAUAAAAUAAACAUGUGACCUUCAGGUAACGUGUGUGGAAUGUCCUCCCUGUGUUUCCGAGGGUAAAAAUGAAAACAUUGCAGGGAUGAUCGUGAGUCUAAAAGCUAGAUUGUUAGUAGAACCUUGGUAGCUUGGGUAAAGCAUGUUCACUAAUUGCAACAUGUCUGAGUUUCACGAAUCAUUCCCUUUGGGGAUUAUUAGCUCAGCCCUCUGCUCGUGAAUAUGAAUAGAAACUGUGAAGAAUUUAUGUACCGAUCAGAGCUCUUUUUUCUGCGUCCAUCACUUCCAAAUCUCAGUCUCUUCUCUCCCAUUUACACCCUUGCAUGGAAUAUCAAUCGUAUCUGUAUCAUAUUCGCAUUUGUAGCACAGAAGGCCCUCUGGUAAACUACGUUGUGAUUGACACGGUUGGCUACUGCCUCAUGCUUCACAGGAUUUGAACACCCUGUAAUGGCCUGCUGCGGGUAUGGAGGCCCCCCCCUGAACUAUGAUAGUCGGAUUUCCUGUGGAGAAACAAGAGUUUUGAAUGGAAGUGCUGUGACGGCUGCUGGGUGCAAUGAUACCUCCAAGCAUGUGAACUGGGAUGGGAUUCACUACACAGAGGCUGCGAAUCUUCAUGUUUCUUCCCAAAUACUCACUGGGAGGUUCUCCGAUCCCAUUUUUCCUGGCAGCAUGCCCUUCCUCCUCAAGUAG
Messenger RNA from Spirodela intermedia, 6363 nucleotides. The record is from the annotation of a GenBank genome assembly. Lineage: Eukaryota; Viridiplantae; Streptophyta; Magnoliopsida; Alismatales; Araceae.